Messenger RNA from Pseudophryne corroboree (corroboree frog), 2267 nucleotides. Its product is annotated as dnaJ homolog subfamily C member 3-like. Gene Ontology annotation, cellular component: endoplasmic reticulum. The transcript has 13 exons. NCBI's taxonomy places the organism in Eukaryota, Metazoa, Chordata, Amphibia, Anura, Myobatrachidae. Gene Ontology annotation, molecular function: protein-folding chaperone binding; misfolded protein binding. The record is from RefSeq and is a predicted model, not a curated record. Bases 348 to 1835 code for a protein of 495 amino acids. Gene Ontology annotation, biological process: protein folding in endoplasmic reticulum.
GCUACGGCCAAUGAGAGGUGGGUGAGGGCGGAAGUGCCGCUUGUACGCCGCUGUCUCUAGGAGACGUGAGGCGUCAUGCGUGAGGAGUAGAGUGCUGAUGACUGGCCCUUUCGCCGAGCUGUUGACCAAUCAGGAGCCCCCACGCUAUCUCGGCCGUGAAUGUGGUUGGUCAGUACAAGGAACCCGGAAGCGGCUCUGGGAACAGGAGACAGGUUGUCGUGUGUGACGUCAUCAAACCCGGAAGCAAAAGUCCUGGUGUCACAGUGUGUGCAGGAUAAUGUGACAGGGGAGCUGCAGGUGCAGCGGAGAGAGGACUUGGACAUCGGGAACGAGAGUGCCACACCGGCAUGGAGAGAGAAAGACGAGGUGUGAGCGGGGUCCUGUCUUCUCUCUCCCUACUGUGUGUGAUCCUGGAUCUACACCUGGAUGGAUCUCUGGCCGCCAGCCAGGCAGAGGUGGAGAACCAUCUGGAGAUGGGCCGGAAGCUCCUGGCCGCGGGACAGCUGGCUGAGGCUCUCUCUCACUAUCACUCGGCUGUGGACGGAGACCCCAGCAACUACCUGACGUAUUACAAGCGGGCAGCGGUUUAUCUGGCGAUGGGGAAGUUUAAAUCGGCUCUCCCGGAUCUCAGCAAGGCCAUAGCGCUGAAGCCGGACUUCCUGGCGGCCAGACUGCAAAGGGGGAACAUAUUGCUGAAGCAGGGGGACACGGAGGAGGCCAGAGAGGAUUUCCAGGCUGUGAUGCAGAGUAACCCCACCAACGAGGAGGCCAGGAACCAGCUGGAGCGACUGCGGGAGCUGGAGGCUAGCCGGGAGGAGGCCUGGGCGGCCCAUGACAGAGAGGAUUAUGGGGAAGCCAUCAGCUGGCUGGAGAAAGUGAUUGAGCACUCCCCCUGGGAUCCCAGUGUUCGGGAGCUGAGGUCUGAGUGUUACCUCCAAAUUGGAGAUGUAAGCAAGGCCAUCCAUGAUCUGAAGCCCACAACCAAGCUCCGUAAUGACAACAGAGCUGCCUUCCUGAAACUGAGCCAGCUCUAUUACACCAUGGGCGCGCACGAGGAGAGCCUGAGCCAUGUGCGGGAGUGUCUGAAGCUGGAUCAGGAUGACAAACCUUGCCUAUCACACUAUAAGCAAGUGAAGAAGCUUUCCCGGCAGCUGGAGUCCGCCGAGGAAUUAGUCCGAGACCAGAGGUUUGAAGCCGCCAUUGAGAAGUUCGAAGCCGCCAUAAAGACGGAGCCAAAUGUUGAGAUUUACAGAAAAAGAGCCAAAGAGAGGAUCUGCCACUGCUUGUCCAAGAGCCAGCACACGGAGGCAGCCAUUAAAGUAUGUACAGAGGCGAUACAGAGGGACCCGCAGAAUGCGCAGACGCUGAGAGACCGGGCGGAGGUCUUCAUCCUGAACGAGGAGUAUGAAAAAGCCGUGGAGGAUUUCCAGCAGGCGAAGGAACUAGACGGUGACAAUGAAGAAAUAAAGGAAGGCUUGGAGAGGGCUCAGAAGCUGCUCAAACAGUCCCAGAAGCGAGAUUACUACAAAAUCCUGGGCGUGAAGAGAAACGCCAACAAGCAGGAAGUGAUCAAAGCGUACAGGAAGCUGGCGCAGCAGUGGCACCCCGACAACUUCCAGUCGGAGGAGGAGAAGAAAGCGGCGGAGAAGAAAUUCAUUGAUAUCGCAGCAGCCAAAGAAGUGUUAACAGAUCCAGAAAUGCGCCAGAAGGUUGACGCUGGAGAAGAUCCACUGGACCCGGAAAACCAGCAAGGCUCCGGGCACCACCAGCAAUGGCCGUUUGGGUUUAACCCCUACAGCUCGGGCAAUUUCCACUUCAAAUUCAACUUCAAUUGACCGUUGUGGGUCUCCUCCUGAAGAACUGAUACCUCGUUACUCAUGCAGACCGUUUACAGUGGGGAGGUGCGGAAGGGUAACCGCACCCCAAUAUAUGAACAGCGGUGGCCCGAGGUUUUUAUGGCGGUGACUGGGCUAAAUCUGGCCGGGUUAUUUAUCAAUGUGACCGUUAAUGGCGUGUCUCUUCCGCCUUGAGGCAUAAAAUAUCCAAAGCACUGCACCGUGAAGAUUUGCUUUUAAUGGACCUAUAGGAAAGAGGCGCAGAAAACACAUAUAAACUAUCAGGACUAACCACGUCAGAUUCUUUUUAAAUACUAUCAGAGGCGGAAAAAUUACAUUUAUGGACUCGCAAAGAAUGAAAAAAAACAAAACUUGGGGGCUGGGGAGAAAAAAAAUAUUGUAAAAUAAAAAAAAUUCUAAUUUUAAAUGAAA